Messenger RNA from Cylindrotheca closterium, 2394 nucleotides. The record is from the annotation of a GenBank genome assembly. NCBI's taxonomy places the organism in Eukaryota, Bacillariophyta, Bacillariophyceae, Bacillariales, Bacillariaceae.
AUGAUCACCAGAAGAACGAUAGCGACAAGUGGUAGAAUAAUAGGAAGAAGGAGAAGAAGAAAUGUACAUGGAUCCUUUGUCGUCAGUCGGAAUUCUACACAAGCCGGGGCCGGGGUACACACAUUGUAUUGUCAAGACUAUUAUUACGAUGAUUCAACCACGUGUCCGCCCCGGAUUCGAUCACCAUUAUCUUCUUCCAUAUCAUUCACUGCAUCACUUCCUAUUCAAUCGUUCAUCUUUCAACAACAACGGCGAGGGUUUGCUUCUAUACAAAAAGUCGAGGAUACUAAAGAUAGUCCUACCAACAAAUCGACACCACCACGACUAGCAAAAAAGAAUAAUAAGAAUCUUCCAGAUGACGCUCAUGCUGGAGAUCCUCCUUCGUCGGCGUCAAAAAAGGACAAAUCCAACACCAAACACAACAAAUCAAAAGGUGAAUCCAAGAAAAACAGGGAUAAUUCAUCGCGGAUACAAUUGGUCCAGCUUCAGGACUUGCAUUCCAAAGAAACCAUUCGCAAUCGUUUUGCCCCUGUCCUCCAACGACAUGAUGUUUCACGGCUCAAGUGGAUCAGCACGCUCAAGAAUCAGUUGAAAAACAAAAAGAUCAAUCGAAAAAAUCCUGCUUCCAAUAACAUUUACAUGACCCAUACGCAAAGCUAUCUACCAAAACAAUCCAAGGAUAUCAAGGCUGCCUUUUGGGAUUUGAUUCUGGUCUCCAAUGAGAAUAAUAAUAAUAAUAAUAACAGUAAUGGAGGAGGAGGAGCAGCAGCCAACAAGCCCAAACCACAACAACCACGAAAGCAGACAAAGCAGCCAACUAAAGAACACGUGGCAUUGUUGCAAAAGGUUCGUCAAUCGGCAGUCGAAUUUCCAAUUCUAUGGAGUGUCACACGCAAACGAAAAAUGAAUUUGCAAAAUCAAGAAAAUAAUAAUAAUAAGAAAGAUGGCAAGCCCUAUCCAUGGAAACGAUACCUGGCGGAACGCUCCGACCGAUUGGCGGCCAUUCACAAUGCCAAAUCGCAAGACCAGCAAGAGAAGGAAGCCCGGGAGCUGGCGGAACGCUUGCAAGAAUCCAUGCCCAAAGCAAGAUACGACCGACUCUUGGCCGUACUCCAGGAUCACAUUGAGGCCUGCGAACAGGAUAGGACAUUGCCGACAGCAGUAUCACCAGACAAUCCGAAACGAAAAAAGCGGAUCCAAGUCUUGUACAAUAAAAUUCGAGAACCUUUGAAACGGUACAUUCACUUGGUGGCGGCCGAUUUGGGAGAUUUCUUAUACGUCACUGCCGAAGACGACGGCACCAACAGUCGGGGUGACAUUAUGUCGGAUCCACGGAUUACUGAGUCUUCCAAGGCGUUUGAUGGACUGCUGGACAACUUUGUGGACUCGUUUGCAACCAUUCAUGAACUCUUGUUAAAAGAAUAUCAAACCAACAAUCGGAAACUGGAAGAGAAUAACGAUGACAACAAGGAGUCCGACGAUGACGAAAUUGAAAGCGAAUUGAACGAAGAAUUGGAAGAAGCUGUCUUGGAAAGUUUCCAAGAUGUCGUGUCCACCGGAGCGGAAGCUGCAGUGUCCAAGUCCAAGAAGAAGAAGGCAGCCGCAAAACGGAAACCCCGCAGUUAUGUUCUCUUUGAAGCCAUCAAUCUGCAAGACUUUCCACCCAUCACGUCGCCACGGACUCCAAUUCUCCCAUCCACUGCUCCGGCGUUUCCAGACUUUCCCUCCAAUGCACCCAACGAGCGACUCGUUAUCAUUGACAACUUGCCCAUUGAUGCGAAUGAAAACUUGCUCAUGGAUGCUUACUCUCGGUGCGGUCCCAUUGAAUCCAUUGCCGUCUUUAACAAAAAGCCUCAUUUGGAUCCCGGCCGUCGAUCGGUCGACUCGAAAAAGAAAAUUCGGAAUCCUUCCUCCCAACGAGAGCCCUGGCGGCGGCCCCGCACGGCCCUCUACGCCAUGAUUUUGUUUGCGGACGUGGCCAGCGCCCAAACCGCAGCCUCGGAUCCGCUCCGAAUCUUUGGAAUGGUCCUCGAUCGGCAUUUGAUUCGAUCGUAUCCCUCCAAAGAUUUGACCAAACUCUAUUUGGAGGAUAUUGCUGGAGUCCACGACAUUGGUGCCAUUGAAUACGAAUUGUCACAGAUUUUGCAUCCCGAACUUUACGUGUGUCUCGACAUUGAUGGUGAUCAGCGGGCCAGUUCCCGACGGCACAACCGAAAAAAUGAAAACAGCACCAGCAACUGCAUAAUACAGUUCCAAGACUUUGAAGCUGCCUAUUGGUCGUACUUGCGGUUGAUGGAAAAGCUGAGCUUGUUGGAGGAGGAAGAUUGUGAAUUGCAAUGGAUGGAGACACCCAAGGAUGCAAUGCUAUACUGGACUAGAAAGCUAAACUUUUAA